This is a messenger RNA of Microstroma glucosiphilum, 609 nucleotides long. RefSeq lists its product as hypothetical. The transcript has 4 exons. The record is from RefSeq and is a predicted model, not a curated record. Bases 1 to 609 code for a protein of 202 amino acids. NCBI's taxonomy places the organism in Eukaryota, Fungi, Basidiomycota, Exobasidiomycetes, Microstromatales, Microstromataceae.
AUGAGCGAAUGGGAAGUGAAGUGGUACAGCGAAGCGGGACGACGAGACUUCGCAAAGUCAAGAGCAUCACAGGAGCGCGCCGUAUGGGUGCAAUGGUACGGACGAAGGUUUGCCGAGCCGGCCGGCACUGCCGGUGUUGCAGUGGUGCCGGGCCUCGGAACGCGGAAAGCCAUGGCCUCCACUGCAGUCAGCUUGGCCCACUUCCGCUGUCGAAAGCAUUACGCGCCCUUUCUGCUUUUGCUAUCCUUCGCCAGUGGGGCCGUCGAUGUUUUCUCAAUUCCUGCACUACAUAUCUUCGUGGCCAACAAUACUGGUAAUCUAAUCUUCUUGGCCCUGGCGGCUGCCCAACUUUCGGCUGUAGACCCCGGUGCGAUCUAUCCCAUCUCUGCUAUAAUUGCUUUGGCUGGAUCAUGGCUGGGGUCUUUAGCUAGCAGCUUCGCUGGUCGAACGCUGGGCAAAAGUCAACGGCGGUAUGUCUUUGCGGAUCUGCUGCUGCAGUCUAUCCUCAUGUUCAUCGUCUGCGGACUAUACUGGGGCCAUGUCAUUGCUUUCCACGAUGGCAGGACAGAGUAUAUCGCUGUCUCCCUUCUACCAGUAGAAGGUUACUGA